Messenger RNA from Panicum virgatum (switchgrass), 1596 nucleotides. RefSeq lists its product as uncharacterized. NCBI's taxonomy places the organism in Eukaryota, Viridiplantae, Streptophyta, Magnoliopsida, Poales, Poaceae. The record is from RefSeq and is a predicted model, not a curated record. The coding region runs from base 185 to 1300 and encodes 371 amino acids. The transcript is spliced from 2 exons.
GCUAUUCCGCGCCAGCCUCGUGGGCGUUCAGGUCCGAGGCCGCUCUAUAAGUGGCGCCCGCGCCCGCUGCUCUGCUCGUCGUUCCGUGUGUCCUCCGGCUCGCAACCGCAAAGCAGCAGGCAGGGGAGAGGAGUCCUUGCGAAAAGAGGAAGAGAAGCACCGGCAAAAGGAGGAGGAGAGCACGAUGCGCCGCGUCGCGCUGUUGCUGCUCGUCUGCGCGGCGGCGCGCGCCGCCGCGGUCGUCACCGACGGGCUGCUCCCGAACGGCAACUUCGAGGAGGGCCCGCCCAAGUCGGCGCUGGUGAACGGCACGGUGGUGAAGGGCGCCAACGCGAUCCCGCGCUGGGAGACGUCGGGCUUCGUGGAGUACAUCGAGUCCGGGCACAAGCAGGGCGACAUGCUCCUGGUGGUCCCGCAGGGCGCCCACGCCGUGCGCCUGGGCAACGAGGCCUCCAUCCGCCAGCGCCUCGCCGUCACCCGCGGCGCCUACUACGCCAUCACCUUCAGCGCGGCGCGCACCUGCGCGCAGGCCGAGCGCCUCAACAUCUCGGUGAGCCCCGAGUGGGGCGUGCUCCCGAUGCAGACCAUCUACGGCAGCAACGGCUGGGACUCGUACGCCUGGGCCUUCAAGGCCAAGCUCGACGCCGUCACGCUCGUCAUCCACAACCCCGGCGUCGAGGAGGACCCCGCCUGCGGCCCGCUCAUCGACGGCGUCGCCAUCCGCGCGCUCUACCCGCCCAGGCUCGCCCGCGGCAACAUGCUCAAGAACGGCGGCUUCGAGGAGGGCCCCUACUUCCUGCCCGGCGCGUCCUGGGGCGUGCUCGUGCCGCCCAACAUCGAGGACGACCACUCGCCGCUCCCCGCCUGGAUGAUCGCCUCCUCCAAGGCCGUCAAGUACGUGGACGCCGCGCACUUCAGGGUGCCCCAGGGCGCGCGCGCCGUCGAGCUGGUGGGCGGCCGGGAGAGCGCGCUCGUGCAGGAGGUGCGCACCGUGCCCGGGUGGAGCUACCGCCUCGCCUUCGCCGUGGGCGACGCCGGCGACGGCUGCGCGGGGUCCAUGGUCGCCGAGGCCUUCGCGGCGCGCGCCACCGUCAAGGUGCCCUACGAGUCCAAGGGCACCGGCGGGUACAAGCGCGCCGUGCUGGACUUCACGGCCAUCGCCAACCGCACCCGCGUCGUGUUCCAGAGCACCUUCUACCACAUGAAGGCCGACGGCACGCUGUGCGGGCCCCUCGUCGACGACGCCUCGCUCAUCGGGCUGCGCAAGCAGCCCGCCGCCGGCAGCCGCCGCCUGCUGUGACUGAGGCCUUCGAUAUGAUUUUCACGCGCGGUCAGUGAUGUAAUAUGGUGGGGUAGUACUGGCAGGUGUUUUGGUUUGGUGUGCGCAACAGUGCGCUUGGUAUAUGCGUGGCGUGGCGUGCGUGCCCUGUGUUGCAGCUGCAGCGGCGCGCGCAUGGGUGGUCGGGUGGAGUUUUUCUUGUGAAGAAGAAAGGGGUGGUGGCCUGGCUCCAGGGUCCAAGACUUUUGAGUUGUAAAAUUAACCUGAGAAGCCAGGCUGAAGUCGACAAGGGAUUAAUGGCUACUAGUUUUCUUGUU